AUGGAAAAUAGGAAUAACGUCACAGAAUUUGUUCUUUUAGGUCUGUCUAGUGAUAGAAAUUUGCAGAUAUUCUGCUCUGGGCUGUUCCUCUCGUGUUAUUUUGCAAUCCUUUUAGGGAAUUUCAUCAUCCUCAUCACUGUCAGAAGUAGUUCCCUCAUCAAACAGCCCAUGUAUUUCUUCCUCUGCCAGUUGUCCCUCAUGGACCUCAGCUACACUUCCACAGUGACUCCCAAAUUGGUCAGAGAUUUGCUGACUGGGAAGAAAACCAUUUCUUUCGGUCACUGCAUGAUGCAACUCUUCACCAUGCACUUAUUUGGUGGGGUUGAGAUCUUGAUCCUUGUAGGGAUGGCCUACGAUCGCUAUGUUGCAAUCUGCAAACCCUUGCGCUAUGUGGUCAUCAUGAACAAGCAGCGGUGUGCCAUAGUGGUUGCAGUGUGCUGGGGAGGAGGAUUUCUCCAUUCCAUCGUCCAGUGGCUCCUUAUUAUAUUUUUGCCCUUCUGUGGUCCCAAUAAGAUUGAUCACUAUUUCUGCGAUGUUUACCCUCUCCUGGAACUAGCCUGCACAGAUACUGACCUGAUAGGAUUUUUAAUUCUGGCCGAUUCAGGGACAAUUUCAUUGUUCUCAUUUACAGUAGUAGUCUUCUCUUAUGGCACCAUUUUAGCCAGUCUGAGGAUCCGCUCUUUGGAAGGACGUCGCAAAGCCCUCUCCACCUGCGCUUCCCACAUCACUGUGGUGGCAUUGUUUUUCUUGCCCUGUGCCUUUAUUUACCUUCGGCCAGCCCAGACCUUCCCCGAGGAUAAGGUGUUUGCUCUCUUUUACACCAUCAUCUCCCCCAUGUUCAACCCCCUCAUCUAUACGCUGAGGAACAAAGAAAUGAAAACGGCCAUGAGACAAGUGUGGUGUUGGAAGCCGCAUUUGGAAAGAAAAUCAGCCAGGUGA
This is a messenger RNA of Tachyglossus aculeatus (Australian echidna), 939 nucleotides long. Its product is annotated as olfactory receptor 4P4-like. NCBI's taxonomy places the organism in Eukaryota, Metazoa, Chordata, Mammalia, Monotremata, Tachyglossidae. The transcript has a single exon. Gene Ontology annotation, biological process: G protein-coupled receptor signaling pathway. Gene Ontology annotation, molecular function: G protein-coupled receptor activity; olfactory receptor activity. The record is from RefSeq and is a predicted model, not a curated record. Gene Ontology annotation, cellular component: membrane. Bases 1 to 939 code for a protein of 312 amino acids.